Messenger RNA from Volvox carteri f. nagariensis, 1734 nucleotides. RefSeq lists its product as uncharacterized. Gene Ontology annotation, molecular function: ATP binding; protein serine/threonine kinase activity. The transcript is spliced from 5 exons. Lineage: Eukaryota; Viridiplantae; Chlorophyta; Chlorophyceae; Chlamydomonadales; Volvocaceae. Gene Ontology annotation, biological process: protein phosphorylation. Gene Ontology annotation, cellular component: cytoplasm. The coding region runs from base 1 to 1734 and encodes 577 amino acids. The record is from RefSeq and is a predicted model, not a curated record.
AUGGCGCUAGUAUCGUGCUCGCUUUGCCUUACCGUCGCAAUCUGCGCGAUAUCGGCACACAUUGCAAUUCCAACAGCAUUAAUCCUUGCAGUCUCAUGUAUAGUUGGGGCUGUGUUCCUGGGCAGCGUCACUGCCGUCGUCCUUGUCGGAGUCGGCUUUGUGGCAGCCAUCUUGUUCGGUUUCGGCACAAUUCUCUGGACUAUCAUCACCAGCAUCCUCGCUCCUUACCCUGUCGACAAAGCAGCAGACAAGGAGGGUGACUGUCUGGACCGGACCGCCGAGCUUUCCUCCUACUUCAGCAGCUCGCAAGAUGAUGAUGCCGAGGCUGGCGCUGACCGACCCACUGACGCCUACGACUACCUUGAGCCGGUCGACACUGAAGACUGCGCAACCCACCUGCAUUCGAGCGCCUCCUCAACCUGCCCCAGCUUUACCUGCUCCUUCACCGACCCCGACGAGAAGCGACUUCUUGACUUCCUCUCCAGCUACGCCCCCAGCACCCGCCCCAGCGCUGGCGGCUUUCUCGGCCACAGUCCCCUGAGCUCCCCCUUGAGAAGCACCUCUGCUACUGCUUCUGCUACUUGCACACCUGCUGCGGCUGCUAUUGCUAUUGCCGUUUCCUCUCCGCGCGCUUCCCAACGGGCUGCGGAUGAUGUUGGGCAACUGUUGGCCGCUGACGACGACUACUGGAGACCCUCUCCCGGUGCCGCCCAGGUCGGCUCCUCGCGCAACUCACCACCCGCCCACACCCACACCCACACCCCCGGCCGUCGUGCCGCUUCCGCUGGCGGCUCCCCCGCAACCAACACCGACCUGGUCGCCGAUUUAACUCUUCCCGAGUUCGAGGGCGACGAGCUCGAUGUGGAUGUGAUGGCUAACUGUCAGCUUAUAGCCUUGUUAGGCAAGGGCAAAUUUGGUGUGGUGGACUUGGUGAGGCUGACCAUGCCGGAUGGGACGAGCCAACUUGCGGUACGGAAGACGUUACCGCACCGGGACGUACAUUCGUACAUGUUUUUGAGGGCCAUGCAGUCGGUCGCGAGCAGCCCCUUCACUGUCCACUACCUGGGCAGCUGCGGGUACCUGGCUGACCGGCUGGAGAUCUUCACGGACUACGUGGACGGGGGCUCCCUGGAGCAAGAGCUGGACGCUGCUCUCCGGGCCAACCCCACUGACGCACGAGUCGGUCGCCGCGACCUGAUACUUCCCUUGGAACGUAUUCGGGUCAUCACCGCCUCCGUGCUGCUUGCCCUGAGUGAGCUGCACGCUCAGGGCCUGGCGCAUCUCGCUCUGGAGGCCCCUCGCCAUGUGUUGGUGACCAGCUCCGGUCGGGUGCAGCUGGGCGGGAUGAGCAGCGCCGCCCGGCUCGGCUCGCGUAACCACUUUGGUCGCCUGCUCGGUGCCGCUUGCUGUACGGCACCGGAGCUGAUGCGCCGUACACGUUCGGGUAAAGCGCCACGCAUUGUGGCGGAGUCGGACGUGUAUAGCGUGGGCGUGCUGGCGGGGAUGUGUGCGUUUGGGUAUGGGCAGCAGUGGGAGGCGGGGAACGUAGCGGGGGAAAGUAGGUGGGGUGAGGUGGGUGUGGCUGGGGGUGCCGUACCGGAGUGGGUUUCGGAGGAUCUGCGUGCCUUCAUUGAGGAGGUGAUGGCGGAGGAUCCCCGGCAACGGCCUUCCCUGGAGCAGGCUUUGGGCCAUCCGUUUUUGCAGGGACUGGAGGAGGACGAUGUGCUGCUGUGA